UACACUGGUACACCGGACCAUAAUCGACCAUUGAAGGUGUUGUGUAGUAAUGAUGUCUCUGGGUAGGUUGUCAGUCAGUUCUGUCCUGAGAUAUGGAGGGAGGCUACUUUCUACCUCUUCCACUCCUCAAGCUAAAGUUGCUGUUUUAGGAGCUGCAGGUGGCAUAGGCCAGCCAAUGGCACUCCUCUUGAAACAGUCUCCUCUCGUUUCUCAACUGGUACUGUAUGAUGUCGUUAACACUGCCGGAGUUGCUGCUGAUAUCAGCCACAUUGAAACACCAGCUCAGGUUAGCUCUUUUGAGGGACCAGACCAGUUGAAUGAAGCUCUGACUGGUUGUGAUGUAGUAUUAAUACCAGCUGGGGUACCUCGUAAACCCGGUAUGACUAGGGAUGACCUGUUCAAUACUAAUGCUACAAUUGUGUUGAAAUUAUCUCAAGCAGCUGCUAAAGCUUGUCCUAAUGCAAUGUUGGGUAUUAUUUCUAACCCUGUCAACUCAACCGUACCAAUUGCCUCCGAAGUCUACAAGAAGGCCGGAGUGUAUGAUCCAUGCAGGAUAUUUGGUGUUAGUACAUUGGACGUGGUGAGAGCCAAUACCUUCAUAGCUGAGGCUAAGGGACUUGAUGUAUCAGCUACUAACGUGCCAGUAAUAGGAGGACACUCUGGGGUCACUAUACUCCCACUGUUGUCACAAGUCACUCCCUCAGUCUCGUUCACUGAUGAUGAAGUGUCUUCAUUAACCACGAGAAUACAAGAGGCUGGGACUGAAGUCGUGAAGGCUAAAGCUGGAGCUGGUUCUGCGACGUUAUCAAUGGCAUAUGCAGGUGCUAGAUUUGCUUUUUCAUUGCUAAGAGGAAUGAAAGGAGAGAGUGUGGUUGAGUGUGCUUAUGUGGCUUCUAAUGUCACUGAAGCUGCUUAUUUUGCUACUCCUCUUCAAUUAGGACCUCGUGGAUUAGAGAAAAAUUUAGGAAUGGGAACCUUGUCAAAUUUUGAACAACAGAAAUUAGCAGAAGCAAUGCCAGAACUACUGGGAAAUAUUGAAAAAGGAGUGAAAUUUGCAAACGAAAACUAGAAGACGUGAACCAAACACUUGUAGUACAAUUUGUGUAUUAUUAUUAUUAUUAUUAUUAGUAUUGUAAUAGCUAUUAUUUCAAAGUAUAGCUGAUCAAUUUGAAGUA
Amphimedon queenslandica is the source of this 1175-nucleotide messenger RNA. Its product is annotated as malate dehydrogenase, mitochondrial-like. Gene Ontology annotation, molecular function: L-malate dehydrogenase (NAD+) activity. Gene Ontology annotation, biological process: tricarboxylic acid cycle; carboxylic acid metabolic process. Lineage: Eukaryota; Metazoa; Porifera; Demospongiae; Haplosclerida; Niphatidae. The coding region runs from base 50 to 1069 and encodes 339 amino acids. The transcript has 11 exons. Gene Ontology annotation, cellular component: mitochondrion; cytoplasm. The record is from RefSeq and is a predicted model, not a curated record.